AUGCUGCUGGACGCAGGUGCUAAUGUCAACGCUCAAGGAGGCCACUAUGGCAAUGCGCUGCAGGCGGUAUCAGAUGGUGGCUACGAGACGGUGGUGCGGAUGCUGCUGGACACGGGUGCCGAUGUUAACGCACAAGGAGGCGAGUAUGGCAACGCGCUGCAGGCGGCAUCCUGGAAUGGCCACGAGGAAGUGGUACAGAUGUUGCUGGACCAGGGAGCGGAUGUCCAUGCUCAAGGAGGCGAGUAUGGCAACGCGCUGCAGGUGGCAUUGCUCCGUGGCCACACAGCAGGUGGUGCAGAUACUGCUGGACAACGGGGCUACUAG
Molecule: messenger RNA, 324 nt
Organism: Cyphellophora europaea CBS 101466
Lineage: Eukaryota; Fungi; Ascomycota; Eurotiomycetes; Chaetothyriales; Cyphellophoraceae
Exons: 1
Coding region: 1-324 (107 amino acids)
Biological process (GO): regulation of cell cycle process
Cellular component (GO): cytoplasm
Molecular function (GO): protein binding
Source: RefSeq, a predicted model, not a curated record